Molecule: messenger RNA, 4227 nt
Organism: Aricia agestis (brown argus)
Lineage: Eukaryota; Metazoa; Arthropoda; Insecta; Lepidoptera; Lycaenidae
Gene: c12.2
Product: von Willebrand factor A domain-containing protein 8
Exons: 21
Coding region: 48-4220 (1390 amino acids)
Cellular component (GO): cytoplasm
Molecular function (GO): ATP binding; ATP hydrolysis activity
Source: RefSeq, a predicted model, not a curated record
UUACAUUUAACAUUUUUUAUUCACUGUAUUUUUUUUAUUUCUGAAACAUGUAUAAUCCCGCCGUUACGGUAAAACGUAUAGACGUUUUAAUUCGUAUUUUAAAUGGUCGUAAAACAAUUAUUACACCUAAUUGUGUUCGUGGAUACACCAGUGAGGGAAAAGUAACUAUCGGGAAUAUAAGCAAAAAAGUAAAACCAGCAAAAAAACUGCAAUAUGUUCCAAAAAAAUACUUAUCAUUUGAUGGAGAAGAUUUAAAGUUUUUAUCCCAAAGCACACUUCGUAACUUAAGAUGGAUGAUGCAGAAGGAUAUUCUCGGCCAGGAUAUGUUUCUUCUUGGCAGACCUGGACCAAGCAGGAGAAAAGUUGCAUUGCAAUAUUUGGAGCUUACCCAAAGAGAGCUGGAGUAUGUUGCUUUAUCCAGAGAUACCACUGAAGCUGACCUCAAACAGAGGAGAGAGAUUGAGAAAUCUACGGCCAAAUAUUUCGACCAGAGUGCUGUAAGAGCUGCAAUAGAAGGCCGAGUGUUGGUUAUAGAGGGUAUCGAGAAAGCAGAAAGAAAUGUGUUGCCAGUAUUAAAUAAUCUACUAGAGAACAGGGAGAUGCAUUUAGAAGAUGGGAGAUUUCUUGUACCUGCAGCCAGAUAUGACAAGUUGCUAGAGGAACACGGCAAAGAAGAAAUUUCAAAAUGGCGUCUUGUGCGCGUAGACGAGGCUUUCCGUGUGAUCGCGCUAGGUCUGCCCGUGCCGCGCUACACGGGCCAGCCGCUCGACCCGCCGCUGCGCUCGCGGUUCCAGGCGAGAGACGUCGCCACUGUCGGCUAUGGGGAGCACCUUGCGACCCUCACCUCAGAACUGCCCCGUGUGGACAGCAACAAACUGGAGCGGGUCCUCUCUGCUGCAUAUGCCCUCACCAGCACCGAGCUGCAGCAGAUCAGCUUGCCAGACUUCCCUAUUGACAACUUGCACGCCGCAGCUGCUAUCUUGGAAAAAGUACCGAAUAUACCUGUCCACAAGCUUCUUUACUACCUCUACCCGUACAACUCAUUUCUAUCCAAAGACCACGUGAAGAACGUAAAAGAUAUCUUUGCUAAUCUCAACGUAGAUACGGAAGAAAAAUGCAAUAUAGUGCUCAAAGAUAUAAAACGAAAGGAGAAUAAAGCAGACGUUGUUCUAGAAGUGAAUGGGGUGAAGUCAGAACUGACUGUUCCUUGUGGAAGAAGAAGAGAACAGAAGGCAGCGAAAAAGUUCGUAAGAACCGACUUCCAAACUCAACUUCUGAAUGAGCUGCUUUUGAGUCACAGUGUAGGAGACUUUUGUAUUGUUGGCCCAAAAGGCUGCGGCAAGAGCCUUCUCGUCUCGCAACUAUCGUCCCUAUUAGGUUACGCCGUAGAGCCGAUAGUCCUGUACCAGGACAUGACGGCUCGGGACCUUGUGCAGCAGAGAACCACCCUGGAGAAUGGAGACACGGUGUGGAGGAACUCGGCGCUGGUGGAAGCGGCGCUGCACGGGCAUAUGGCGGUAUUAGAUGGGCUACAUAGAAUACACGCUAGUACAUUGGCCGUGUUGCAUAGGCUAGUCCACGACCGCGAGCUGCAGCUUCACGACGGCACUCGUAUGCUCCGUCACGACAGAUACGACGACCUCGUCGCCUCUGGCCUCUCACCACAGGAGUUAGACGAGAGCGGGGUGAAGAGGAUACAUCCAGCUUUCAGAAUAGUGGCUCUAGCGGAGCCUCCCACCACAGGGCGUGGCCAACAGUGGCUGUCCCCGGAAAUACUGAGCCUCUUCGUCUUCCACGAGAUGAGGAACCUGAGUAAGGACGAGGAGAUAUUCAUUAUUGAGAGCCUUUACGGCAACAUUUCCAAACCGAUGCAUUCCAUUAUCAAUUUGGCGGAUCAGCUGCGGAAAUCUGACGACAGCACACUGAAGAACCUCUCUUCUUCACUAUCCACACGACAGCUGCUAAGAAUAGCCAGUAGAAUGGCCAAAUAUCCCACGGAUACCGCGUAUGUGACCAUACAGAGGACUUUCCUAGCUAAAUUCCUUCCGAAUCUCGCCAGAAGAGCUUUAGAUGGGGCCUGCCAAAAAAUGGACAUAGAACCACCAUUCAGAUUUGGUCACAACCGACCCGAGAAGAUACUGCCUUGUUCAGUUCAAAACGGAACGCUCACUAUCGGCAAAACUUCUAUAGAAGUGUUCAAAACGGAUGCCCUAACUAAGGUCCCAGAUAUACUCUUCUAUGACGUACCACAGCAUAUAGAACUUCUAGAGUGGUUACUCCAAGACUUUUUGCUCGGAAACCAUCUCCUGCUAGUCGGUAACCAAGGAGUGGGCAAGAAUAAGAUAGCAGACAGGUUGCUUCAACUUCUGAACCGUCCCAGAGAGUAUAUCCAACUGCAUAGGGACACAACUGUCCAGUCUUUGACGGUACAACCGACGGUACAAGAUGGUGUAGUUAUAUACGAAGAUUCCCCUCUGGUUAAGGCUGUCAAAAACGGUCAUGUUUUGGUGGUAGAUGAAGCGGAUAAGGCGCCAACUCAUGUGACUUGUAUCCUCAAGACGCUGGUAGAAGAUGGGGAGAUGAUACUGAGUGAUGGCAGAAGAAUUGUGCCCAAACACAUGCUGGAUAGUUCUGCUGGAGACAUCUCCAGUUUCAUUCCUGUGCACGAUGACUUUAGAAUGAUUGUGUUGGCAAACAGACCAGGGUUCCCGUUUCUGGGCAACGACUUUUUCGCAUCUUUGGGUGAUCUAUUCUCCUGCCACGCGGUAGACAACCCGUCGAUCGACUCGGAGCUAACCCUGCUACGGUCAUACGGGCCCGACGUACCAUAUGACGUCAUGAGGAAGCUUGUCCAGGCAUUCGCGAUGUUAAGAGAUAUGGCAGACCAGGGACAGCUUACGUAUCCCUACUCUACGAGGGAGUUGGUGAAUAUUGUUAAGCAUUUACAGAGAUAUCCAGAAGAAGAUCUAGCCACGGCCAUCGGUAACGUGUUCGAUUUCGACCGCUACAGUAAGGACACGGCGGACACAUUACUCGAAGUGUUACACACCACGGGUCUGCCCACAGAGGGCGUGCUAGAGGGACGGUCUAAGGAGGCGUUAAAACGGAUACAGAUGACCAUUGAAAGGACUAGCGGUAAAGACGUAUCAUCCCCCAAGCACGGCAAAGAGGACCCAAAGAACGAGCCCCACGUGGGCGGCAACACGUGGGCGGGCGGCACGGGCGGGCGGGACACCGCGGGCUUGGGCGGCAAGGGCGGGCCCUACAGGCUGGAUAAGGGACACGAUGUGCACCAGCUAUCAGACGCGGAGAAGGACGACAUACCGGAGCACGUGAAGAAGGCGGCGCGGGAGAUGAACAGGAAGGCGUUUGAGGAGCGACUGCGUGAGAUCAACAUGAGCGAGUACGACGCCAAGCUGUACGGGCAGUUCCUGAAGGCGGUGCAGCCGCAGAUCGGAGCGCUACGCGGCGUGCUGGCGGAGUUGCAGGCUAAGAAGAAGGAGCGGCAGUGGGGCCGACACCAGACCAGCGGGGAACUGGAUGACGCUAAGAUCGUUGAAGGUAUAACGGGCGAGCGCGCCAUCUACAGGCGGCGCGUGGAGGAGGAACCCCCGCCGGGCUCACCACCAGACAAGCCCAAACGACUGAGAGUGGUCGUAGACGUGUCGGGGAGUAUGUACAGGUUCAACUCGUACGACGGUCGUCUCGAACGUUCUAUGGAGGCCGUAGUUCUUCUAAUGGAAGCGCUUCGCGGGUACGAAGCGAGGAUCCGCUACGAUAUAAUCGGUCACUCGGGUGAGGAGCACGCUUUAGAACUUGUGAGGGUGGACAGACCACCGGAGAACGAGAAACAGAGGCUACAGAUAAUCCGCACGAUGCACGCGCACGCUCAGUUCUGCUGGUCGGGCGACAACACGCUGGCGGCGGCGCAGCACGCCGUCACGCAGCUCGCGGCCGAAGAUGCCGACGACGCGAUUGUGCUGCUGCUAUCUGACGCCAAUCUCAGGAGAUACGGCAUCCCGCCAGAGCGGCUAGGAACCAUCCUCGUGUCUGAGCCGCGAGUACAGGCGCAUGCUCUGUUCAUAGGGAGUUUGGGAGACGAAGCCAAUAUGUUGCUGCGUCGUCUGCCGGCUGGCCACGGUCACGUGUGCUCCGACGUGUCGCAGCUACCGCACAUCUUGCAGCAGAUCUUCGCUGCGUCGCUGUUGCAGACAGAUUAGAAGAAAG